AUGAUGCUUCAGCCAGAGGAGAAGGAGAAGAGACUCAGACCUUGAGAAGAAGACAAGAACCGGAACCAUGAAACUGGUGAUAGUCGCCGCGUUACUUGGGUUGGUGGUCGUAUGCAUGGGACGUAGAGCUCACAAUCAUGGAAGAAGUGUGGCUGAUUCGCGCAGUUCUGAAGCUUUUAUCUCUAGACAAGAGUCCGCCAACUUUGCCAAAAGACACAGACGUAGCAACCUUCACAAUGCGGUCUUCGGGACCCCCGUAAGAGACCCCCUGGAAUCCAAGAGAGAAGUGUGUGAGCUCAACCCAAGCUGCGAUGAACUGGCUGACCACAUUGGAUUUCAGGAGGCCUACAGACGCUUCUACGGCCCGAUCUAAAGACCCCGUGCCAUCGCUUCUCUUCCCUUCUUUGUUACGAUACCUUCCUCUUAUCCUGCUUUCUUCACAACGUAUUAAGCUGACCAGUUGACACAACAAACAUCUUCCAGAUGGGCCACACUCUUGUUGCUUUGUGUGUGUUGUAGCUAAGUAGCCAUUACCUCAUGUAGCCAGGCAAGAAUAGCACAGGAGCGGGGGGAGGGGGUUGGUUAUAGGUUUUAGGAUGGGCCCUUUAAGGCCAGCAAGCACUUUAAAUAGACUUUUGCAUGCUGUAUGAGGAGAUAGGAUCAAGAAAGGUCAAAUCUCUCAGACUUAGAUUGCACAUUUCAUUUCUGUUAUACUUAUGUUGACAGGUCCCCUUAAACAGCUAACUGCCGCUUGAUGAGGUAUGAAAAGGCUUUGGGGUGCUUGUAAGUGAGCCAAACGCCCCCCAGGCCUUCUGUCUUCUUCAGUAUUAUAACAUUGUAUUCAGUUCUGUGCACAUUGUGGGGACAGGCGGGUGCAAUGAGGGGACAAUCCAGGCCUUGUGUGCCCCCCCCCCCCGACUGACAAACAGCCCUGAAAUUCGACUUCCCGGCAUGGACCGCGCUUAUCAGGCUUGCUUCUAUAACUUCAAUAUGGUGCUAUGUGGAAUUAUGUUAUUGAAUGUUUUUUAUUAUGAAUAAAUAUGUAUUAGGUUUA
This is a messenger RNA of Rana temporaria (common frog), 1054 nucleotides long. RefSeq names its product bone gamma-carboxyglutamate protein (gene BGLAP). Gene Ontology annotation, biological process: response to vitamin K; bone development; regulation of bone mineralization. Lineage: Eukaryota; Metazoa; Chordata; Amphibia; Anura; Ranidae. Gene Ontology annotation, cellular component: extracellular region. Bases 68 to 373 code for a protein of 101 amino acids. Gene Ontology annotation, molecular function: structural constituent of bone; calcium ion binding; hydroxyapatite binding. The record is from RefSeq and is a predicted model, not a curated record. The transcript has 4 exons.